GGACAGUGUACACAUGGCCGUAGUCUUCACUAUAGCCUGAGUUGCUGCUUCUUUCCGUCAGAUACCAUACGUCUGUCAUUUCCUCGUCUGUGAUAUCCGCCAUGUCCAUCCCAAAGAACGCUCACGUCUCUACGCACCCAUGCUUGCAGGCCAAGCUCUCACAGCUGCGCUCAGCGUCGACAGGGUGCCGAGAUGUACAAACACUGGUGCACGAGAUUGCUCUGAUGGUCGGCUAUGAAGCUCUAGGUUCAGCUCUAAAAGCACAAGAAGAAGGCACAGACAAAUCGCCCCUCGGCUACUCAUACACCACCACAACCACCUCUCCCACCCCGUCCCGCAUCUCCCUGGUCCCCAUCCUGCGCUCCGGGCUCUCCAUGGUCCCCGCACUCUCCUCUCUCCUCCCUGCCCCCGUACCCAUCCACCACCUAGGUCUCUUCCGCGAAAAAACCACCCUGCAGCCCGUCGAAUACUACAACAACCUGCCCUACCACUCCCCGACCUCGCAGCACGCGGGCGGCCCCGCCGACCUUGCCAUCGUCGUCGACCCCAUCAUUGCCACGGGCGCCACGGCGUGCGCGGCGAUUGAUAGUCUGAGGGAGCAUGGUGUGAAGAGGAUCGUGGUUGUGGGCGUGCUGGCGACGGAGGAGGGGUUGGCGGCUGCGUGUGGGGAGUGGGAGGAGGGGGUGGAGGUGUGGGUUGGUGGGUGUGAUAAGGGCGUGGAUGAGAAAGGCAUGAUUAAGCCGGGACUGGGGGAUAUUGGGGAUCGAUUGUUUUUGACGCUUGGGAAAUGAGUAGGUGUUGAGGCGGGGUACUGGUGGGUGAAGCAUGGGGUGGUUUGUGUGGGAGGUGUGGAGAGGACGGAAUCUUCAUACACGUUCAUACAACACAACAUCAACAGCAGUUCAUACAACACAACAUCAACAGCAAUAACGAACCCACGCUCCAUACUCACUUGCCAAUCUGAUAUCCCCAACAUCGACGACCAUGGACACCCCAGCCUGGCACGUGUUAUGGACGACUCGAAC
This is a messenger RNA of Macroventuria anomochaeta, 1025 nucleotides long. RefSeq names its product PRTase-like protein. The record is from RefSeq and is a predicted model, not a curated record. The transcript is spliced from 2 exons. Lineage: Eukaryota; Fungi; Ascomycota; Dothideomycetes; Pleosporales; Didymellaceae. The coding region runs from base 102 to 791 and encodes 229 amino acids.